AUAGAAUCGCGUGCGUGUAGUGUCCCAUUACGGUUACCUCCGCGGAGAGAAAAUAUUAUAUCGCGAGUUCCCCAAAAGCAAUAAAAUAUCGAAUAGUACAGCGAGGUGAUAUCAACGAAUGUGCUGAAAUUUUAUCAGCAACUAGAAAGUAAAUAAACUGAUAACAAACACAGCGUAGUGUCGAAAAUGUGAAAGUGUGCACAUUUGAAUGUUUAGACAUCGCAAUUACUUUUGCAAUAUACCGUUCCAUGAUUAGUGUAUGGAUGGGAAGUUAAUGUCAAGAGCCUUAGAACUGCAAUUAAAGCAAUAAAUACAAAACAAAAGUGUGCUGCUAGAAGAAGAAACUGGAACAAGUGCCUUUUAAGGAAUUCGCGAGUGCAUCAAAUGUGUAAAUGAUAUCACAAAGUGCAAGCGACAGCAUCAGUCAAUCAAAUAAGCAUUAGUGUUAAAGUUGCGAGCAACAUUUAUUAGUGUGUUCAGGUACGUGACAAAACAGCAAUAGCUAGUGUUGUGACAUUGUGUAACGAAUCGAGAAGUAAUAAACAGUGACCUUCGAUACCAAAAACGGUGCAUCUCAAGCGGUUCAAAAAUGAGCUCCAACAGGCAGGGCGGCCCGGUGGGUCGCAUCGUCGACAAAAUUAAGCGAACGAUGACCAAUGAAGGGGAUGGCGGUCGCGAUCCGCUGCAACAGGGUUAUCAACGGGUCAACACAGCGGAAGGAUCACUAUCCACCUCAACGACAGGGACCAGCCUGGAUACCAUUGUGCUGGACACAAAUGCAGAAGAUCUGACAGGAACAUCCCGUUCCGGAGGGCAACGAUCGUUCAGUCCGAUCCUGGAAACUGACGAUACAAAUCCGUUCCUUGAUCCACUGACCAGUAGAUCAAUCAACAAUGUAGAAACCAAACCUAAGAGCAGCAAGUCUUCGCUGAAGGGAUCCCGAGUUUCGUUUGACCAAGAGGAUCGGUUCGACGAAACUGGCGACAGUUUCCGCAAGCAGCGCGAACACUUCCAGAAGUACAAAAGUCACAGUACUUCGGAGCAUAAAAACCUGCUAAUAAAGGAGCUUCGUCACCUUCUGGCCGCUGACAAUCGUCGGCAGUUCCAAGGUAUGAAACACGUCUCGUUGGACGUCAAAAGCUCCAAAGUGCUGGAGGAACUGCUUAAGGCAUCGUCCUCCGAUGAGGAUGAUUUCGAGGGCCAGCGAAAACAAUUCCAGGAACGCAAACACAAAAGCUUGGACGCCCGCCACAUAUCGUUCAAGUUCGAGAAGGAACCGUCACCGUCUAGCAGCGAGGAAGACUUCGAACCUUCCACCUCGCUGCUGAAGAUCGAUGCCGACAUCACCAAGCCCGUGAUCAUCGACAUGAAAGAUCUGGAUUCGAGCGAGGACGAAGAUUACAUCUCCUCGCGAAAACAGUUCCAACAAGCGAAGUCGAUGAGCACGGACUCUCGGAAGAGCAUACGCUUUUUCGAGAUGGAGAUGGGCACCAAGGAAGACAACAUUCGGUCGGCGGUUCCCUUCGUGCGACAAAUCACGGAGGAGGGCAAGCCAAAGCUGGAAGUUUAUAGGCCCACCACCAACCCGAUAUAUAUCUGGACUCAGGUCCUGGCAGCACUGUCGGUAUCGCUUGGUUCCAUGGUCGUCGGAUUUUCCUCAGCAUACACCUCACCGGCGCUCGUGUCUAUGAAGGAUCGCAACAUCACCUCAUUCGAAGUCACAGAUCAAUCGGGUUCAUGGGUCGGUGGAAUCAUGCCCUUGGCUGGUCUCGUUGGCGGUAUCCUUGGUGGACCUAUGAUAGAAUACCUCGGUAGAAAGAACACUAUUCUAGCGACAGCCACCCCAUUCAUUAUUUCGUGGUUGCUCAUUGGCUGCGCAACGCAUGUCGCAAUGGUUCUCGUUGGACGCGCUCUGUCUGGAUUCUCCGUCGGUGUUGCAUCACUCUCGCUGCCAGUGUAUCUUGGUGAGACCGUGCAACCGGAGGUACGAGGUACACUUGGCUUGCUGCCAACCGCCUUUGGUAACACCGGAAUUUUGCUUUGUUUUGUCGCGGGAAAAUAUAUGGAUUGGUCGGAGCUAGCAUUCCUGGGAGCUUGCUUGCCAGUGCCUUUCCUGAUUCUGAUGUUUAUGAUUCCUGAGACACCACGCUGGUAUGUGUCACGAGGUCGUGACGAUCGCGCCCGCAAAGCCCUUCAGUGGCUCCGGGGUAAAAAGGCGGAUGUAGAUCCAGAAUUGAAGGGCAUUAUCAGAUCUCACCAAGACGCCGAACGACAUGCUUCCAAGAGUGCUAUGCUGGAUUUGCUCAAGAAGUCCAACUUGAAGCCGCUGAUGAUUUCGCUUGGCUUGAUGUUCUUCCAGCAGCUUUCCGGUAUUAACGCCGUUAUCUUCUAUACGGUGGAGAUCUUCCAAAGUGCAGGAUCUACGAUUGAUGAAAACUUGUGUACAAUCAUUGUUGGUUUGGUGAAUUUCAUCGCUACCUUCAUCGCGACCAUGCUAAUUGACCGAUUGGGCAGAAAGAUUCUGUUGUACAUCUCCGAUGUGGCGAUGAUAUUGACUCUGAUGACAUUGGGCGGUUUCUUUUAUGCGAAAAAUAAUGGCGCCGAUGUUUCGGAAAUUGGUUGGCUACCAUUGGCCGCCUUUGUGAUUUUCGUGCUAGGUUUCUCUCUCGGAUUUGGCCCCAUUCCAUGGUUGAUGAUGGGAGAGAUCCUCCCGGGAAAAAUUCGCGGAUCGGCUGCCUCAGUAGCAACAGCCUUCAACUGGUCGUGCACCUUCGUCGUAACGAAAACAUUCGCCGAUAUUGUUUCUUCAAUGGGAACGCAUGGUGCUUUCUGGAUGUUCGGCUCGGUUUGCGUUGUUGGUUUGUUCUUUGUCAUAUUCUACGUUCCGGAGACGCAAGGUAAAUCGCUGGAGGAUAUCGAGCGCAAGAUGAUGGGACGCGUAAGACGAAUGAGUUCUGUGGCUAACAUUAAGCCGUUGUCAUUCAAUAUGUAGAAGCACUGAGAUUAACUGUUCUCAUCGUGUCAUCGGUUCACAUACCUAUCUUGCGUUGGUUUGGAAUGCUUGCAUAUUCGUCUUCAGAAUGUUAUUCUGGAAACAUGCAACAACUUGCACUCAGGAUUUUUACUAAACAGCAGAAAUACGACGAUGCAAAUGAAUAGCUGGAAGAUCAAAUGUGAUAUGUGAAUAAGCAGAAGAUGGAUCGGGACUGUAACCAAUAGGAGACAAACUCGAAGCACUAUUCAUUCAUGAAUAAGAUUACCGAAAGGUAUGACCCGCGAUAGUUGAACUUUGAAUAUUGUUAAUUUACUCGCUGCCGGCGCAGUUCCAUUUGGGAGAUCAUGAAAUUAAUCGGUAACGAUCAUAUUCGACUCACUUAACAAUUUCGUGCCUAUUCAUGUAUUGAAAUGAGAAAAAAAAACUUGCCACAAAAACUUAAUCGGUGCACACACAACGAGGCAAAUCCGAGGUAGUGUUAUGAUUGUAAAUAUUUAAUACCAUAAGCCAUCUAUUGAAAUGCUAGCAAGUUGAAUCAGUUCCUUUUGAUAUGUAGACAGCAAAUCGAAACGAUUUCUUUUGUUUUCAAAAAAGUGACAUGAACUUUUAAAGCUGAAACUGUAGUCGUAAGGUGAUGCUCGCUAGACAUGACAGAAUGUUUGACAAAGUAAGGCCAAUCAAGAAUACCAAAUAUUAGGAUAUAUAUAUACACUGCUUCCAUCAGCAAAGGAAUCAAGGAGGUAGAAGUCAAGAAGUGUAGAAUCAAAUCUACACGAAUCUUGUAAUAAAACAUAAUUGAAUCUCUUGCAACGUUCAGUUGAGGCAGCAAGUCAACUUCAUCUUCCUGAAUUGUGGAUAAGUGGAACAAGGAUGCUCCAGUCCACUUUAUUUAUUGUAUAGUCUACUUUGUUUUGAGAAGAUGAUAAUCAUUGUUUAUUAAUUUUAUAAAUUAGGUAAACUGAGCUCGAAUAGGAAAGGAAUCUUAAAUUAUCAUUCUAUUAUGUUUAAAUGAUAAUUAUUUAAUGUACUAUAAAUAUUGAACAAAUAAUAUUUAUAUAAAUUAA
This is a messenger RNA of Toxorhynchites rutilus septentrionalis, 4059 nucleotides long. RefSeq names its product facilitated trehalose transporter Tret1 (gene Tret1-1). Gene Ontology annotation, biological process: carbohydrate transport; transmembrane transport. NCBI's taxonomy places the organism in Eukaryota, Metazoa, Arthropoda, Insecta, Diptera, Culicidae. Gene Ontology annotation, molecular function: sugar transmembrane transporter activity. The transcript has 8 exons. The record is from RefSeq and is a predicted model, not a curated record. Bases 590 to 2992 code for a protein of 800 amino acids. Gene Ontology annotation, cellular component: membrane.